Molecule: messenger RNA, 1055 nt
Organism: Diospyros lotus (date-plum)
Lineage: Eukaryota; Viridiplantae; Streptophyta; Magnoliopsida; Ericales; Ebenaceae
Exons: 8
Coding region: 1-963 (320 amino acids)
Biological process (GO): proteolysis
Molecular function (GO): ATP-dependent peptidase activity; metalloendopeptidase activity; ATP binding
Source: RefSeq, a predicted model, not a curated record
AUGUUGCUCCAAUCCGGCUCGUUGCGCUGCUCGCCUCCCCUCCGCGGCCAAUUUCCGGCGGGCGGAGCCCUAGUUAGGGCGAGAAUCAAGGAGCCGGAGGCCACACGGCGCCGUAAUGCGCUGAGACGAGUGGAUCGCGUGCUGUCAAAGGGAAACUAUAAGAUUGCUCUCUCUUUGGUGAGACGGUUGCAGGGUAAGCCCGGUGGUCUCCGUGGCUUUGGUGCUGCCAAACAGGUUCCUCGAAGAAUAUCAUCCUUGGAUGAAUUAAAGACCAUUGGAGUUGACAUAACAUCUCUUCAAUCUCUACUUGAUUCAAUGCUGAAUUCAAUUGAACGCAGUAUUGAAUUUCAAUUAUCAAAUGAGAAUUCCAUAUUAGAUCUGGAGAAUCUGAUUAAAGGAAGCUAUGAAUCUGUCUGUGAAGAUCAUGUAAUGUGUGUGCAACAUGAAGCUGGUCAUUUUCUAGUUGGCUACUUGCUUGGCGUUCUACCAAAAUGGUACAAAGUGUCUAACGUGGAAGCCGCAAGGAAAGGUAACUAUCCAGCAGGAAAGGUAGAAUUUCUGGGAUUUGAAUUUCUCAGAGAGGUUGAUGGUGCAAAUAUAUUACGCAGGAACUUCUCAAGUGGAAAACUGUGCAAUAGGACAAAUAAAGGGAAAAUUUCCACCAAUGCGUUGAACAGGUUUUUAUGCGUACUCUUAGGAGGCUUAGCGGCAGAACAUCUAAGCUUUGGAUAUUCUGAAGGACUUCAUUCCGAUGUGGAGAAGCUGAACAGAGUACUUAAAUGGCUGGGUUUCACAGAGAGCGAAGCGGAUUGUAGAGUAAAAUGGGCUGCAGUAAACACCCUCUCAAUAUUAGUCAGGCAUGAGGAAGCUAGAUGUAAACUUGCAGAAGCCAUGGCCUUGGGAAGGUCAGUUGGUACUUGCAUUGACAUAAUAGAGGACACUUUAAAUGACAAUGAAAUUUAGAUAUUGCAUUUCAUUUGUCAAUGCUGUUUCAACUUUUUCUUCUUAUUUUUGCGCCAUUUGUGCGGCUCAUUGUUAUAUAAAUGCAUUUUCGA